AUGGCAACUAAACGUGGACGUGGUGGUGCCUCUGGCAACAAGUUUCGUAUGACUUUGGGUCUUCCAGUUGGUGCUGUGAUGAAUUGCGCUGAUAAUUCGGGUGCUAAGAACCUGUACAUUAUUGCGGUGUGCGGUAUCAAGGGUCGUCUGAAUCGUCUACCUGCUGCUGGUGUCGGUGACAUGGUACUGGCUACUGUGAAGAAGGGUAAGCCGGAUCUUCGUAAGAAGGUCAUGCCUGCUGUGGUCAUUCGUCAACGCAAGGCCUGGCGCCGUAAAGACGGUGUGUUCCUUUACUUUGAGGAUAAUGCUGGUGUAAUUGUCAAUCCGAAGGGUGAGAUGAAGGGUUCGGCUAUCACGGGUCCCGUGGGCAAGGAAUGCGCUGACCUGUGGCCACGUAUUGCCUCGAACGCUGGUUCCAUUGUCUAA
This is a messenger RNA of Peronospora farinosa, 426 nucleotides long. Lineage: Eukaryota; Oomycota; Peronosporomycetes; Peronosporales; Peronosporaceae. The record is from the annotation of a GenBank genome assembly.